Messenger RNA from Labrus mixtus (cuckoo wrasse), 3802 nucleotides. RefSeq names its product sp1 transcription factor (gene sp1). The transcript is spliced from 6 exons. Gene Ontology annotation, molecular function: RNA polymerase II cis-regulatory region sequence-specific DNA binding; DNA-binding transcription factor activity, RNA polymerase II-specific. The coding region runs from base 69 to 2171 and encodes 700 amino acids. NCBI's taxonomy places the organism in Eukaryota, Metazoa, Chordata, Actinopteri, Labriformes, Labridae. The record is from RefSeq and is a predicted model, not a curated record. Gene Ontology annotation, biological process: regulation of transcription by RNA polymerase II.
GUGUGAAGUUGUGAAAAGUUGUCAACUCCAAAAAAAGAACCAGAGAAACUCCUCCCGUCUUCAAAAUUAUGAGCAAUCAGCAGCAGGGUGAAAUGGCCGCUGUGGAGAGCGGCGGAGGCUUCAGUCAAAAGCGAAACACAAAUUCACAAGACUCUCAGCAGCCCUCUCCUCUCGCCUUAUUGGCAGCCACAUGCAGUCGAAUUGACACCCCAGGAGAGAGUGACUCACCUGCUGACCAACAACAACAAAACCAGCAGCAACAGCUGGAUAUAAACCAAGGUGUUUUGACCUCUACUGCCAAUGGCUGGCAGGUUAUCCCUCUCAGCAUUCAAUCAUCCUCAGGCACCAAUACCAUCACCACUGACUCCUCAGGCAUGAUGACAGGAGUAGACCUAGGCAAGAGCAGACAGGUGCUGUCACCUGUAAGCACUCAGGGGCAGCAGCAGCAGCCACAGCAAUACGUCGUAGCUCAGGCUCCAUCGAUGCAGGGACAGCAAGUGCUCACCACCAUAUCAGGCAUGAUGCCCAACAUUCAGUACCAGGUUAUUCCCCAGUUUCAGACGGUGGAUGGGCAGCCCCUGCAGUUGGCAAAUACUCGGCAGGAUUCUGCUGUAUCUGCAGCACAGGGGCAGCAGUUUCAGAUAGUCUCCUCGUCUAAUGGUCAGCAAAUCAUAGCUGCAACUAACAGAGCGGGUGCAGCAGGAAACAUUAUAACAAUGCCUAGUCUCCUUCAGGGGGCCAUCCCCAUUCAAAAUAUUAGCCUAGGCAAUGGUAUGUUACAAAACCAGCACCAGUUCCUGGCAAAUAUGCCUGUUUCACUAAAUGGAAACAUCACUCUGUUGCCUGUCAGUACUGGAACAAGCAGCACAGCAGGAGAUUCAAAUAGUGGGGAUGCAGGUGGAAACCAACUCAUACAGCAAUCACAACAUCCAGUAUCUUCCAACAGUGGGGUAAGUUACAUGACAAGUGGUCCCACCAUCACCACACAGACUUCCUCUUAUGGAGUGGCCCAAACACAGAACAGCAACGGAGCAAUGACAGGAACAUUUCAGCAUAAUGCGGCAACUUCUCUGGGUGUCCCAAUACAACCAGACAACAGAGACACACAGCAGCCACAGCAGAUCCUGAUUCAGCCUCAGCAGGUAAUCCAAGGUGGUACACACCUCCAGACCAUCCAGGCCGGUGCAGGGGGUCAGGUGUUUGCGACUCCAACACUCAGCCAGGAAGGGCUUCAAAAUCUUCAAAUCAUGCCAAAUGCAGGACCCAUUCUCCUCCGCACUGUAGGCCCCAAUGGCGAAAUCAGCUGGCAGACACUACAGAUCCAGAGUCCUGCAGGACCACAGAUUACGCUGGCCCCAAUGCAGUCUCUCCCUCAGCUGGGCCAUGCACAGGGAGCUGGAGCUGGAGGAGUAUCUGUCAACACCGUGCAGAUCCCCGGCAUCCAGACCAUAAAUCUGAACUCACUUGGAGGCUCCGGGCUGCAGAUGCAUCAGCUGCAGACAGUUCCCAUCACCAUCGCCAGCACAGGAGGAGAGCAGGCCUUACAGGCAGGAGGGGAAAGUUUGGAUGACAGCACAGUGAUGGAUGAUGAGGAUAUAAGCCCACCACCACAAGGGCGACGUAACCGUAGGGAAGCCUGCACCUGCCCCUUCUGCAAGGACGGAGAAGGACGUGAUCCAACAAAAAAGAAGCAGCAUAUCUGUCACAUCUCCGGCUGUGGGAAGAUCUACGGCAAAACCUCCCACCUGAGGGCCCACCUUCGCUGGCACACAGGAGAGCGACCCUUCGUCUGCAGCUGGUCUUUCUGUGGAAAACGAUUCACCCGUUCAGAUGAGCUUCAGCGCCAUAAGAGGACUCACACAGGUGAGAAAAGGUUUGUCUGCUCGGAGUGUCCCAAACGCUUCAUGCGCAGCGAUCACCUAUCCAAGCACAUCAAAACCCACUUAAACAAGAAAGCUGUGAUCCACCCUGUUUGCGGCACCCCAGGCUCCACUGACACUGGCUCCCCUACAUCAGUUACAAAAGUCGAAACGGGCACAGUGUCAGCAAAUGAGCAGCACACCAUCGUCACCAUGGAAACCUUAUCUGCAGAGAGCAUAGCUCGAUUAGCCAGCAGCGGGAUCAACAUGAUGCAGGUGGACCUCCACCAAAUUAAUGGCAACAGCUUCUGAGGACAGAGAGGAGCAGGAAGAUGUCUAUUGUGGAUGUUGCAUUCUGACAUUUGGGCUUAAAAGGGCAAAAACCUCUCAAAUACUUCAGACAGGAGAGGUGGCCACAACAAAACAGACGCUAACCAAUUUGAGAGUGGAGGCAGGAAUAUGGAUUUCAAACUUGUUUAUGAAGAUGUCUGUGGCAUUUAAAGGUCAGAGCUGAAUUCAAAUGUUAGAGAGAAAAAGACCUCUUGAAAUCUAGGUUUCCCUGACUUGAAAUGGCACUACACAAAGAUUUGUCAAACAUGAAGACCCAUUCCUAGGUGAUAGUCUCACUGCAAUAAAAAAAAAAAAACAUGCAGACCGGCACACUUGAUUUUGAAUUGGUGGCUAGUUAUAUUCUCUUUCUAUGGUCCUCUAUAGUAGAGAAACACUAAGUCACAGCCCUGCUUGUGUGCCGCACUACUUGUCCCUCUUUCUGUCUUCCUCUCAUAUGUCUCCUGCCCAAAAUGGCCCAUAACAUUAUAACCAUCCUGAGCAGCAAACAUUUACUUCUCAAUUUAUUGUGGCACCAGUUUGUUGGUAACCAUGGAUUUUUUUUUCUCUCCAAACUAACAACCCCGUUAUUGUUAAAUAACGUAAACCAUUUUAGGGUGUAGGGCUGAAAUACAGGAGGUCAUGACCAGGUCAAAGCCACGAGCACUAAUCAGUGUGAGGAUGUAGGUGUGUCAGGCCACUGAAAUCCUGAGAAUAACUCUUUAACCUCUUAUGUAGGUACACACAUUCAAGCCAUCAUGCUUUGAUAAUUAUCAAAGCAACACGUUUUGAUUUUUUUUAUGUAAAUAUAUAUAUUUUGGUAAUGUAAAGGCUACAGAAAUUCUUAGCUUAGGCAGGAUCAUUCUACACAAUUGAAGAGAUUGCCUUACAGUUGUAUGAACCUCUCAUGCACAAUCAAUCUUAAUCUUAUAUUAUUACUUUUAUAUAUAUAUAUGUGUAGACUAAAUGUGUAAACUUACCGGAUUUUCUGUCAUAGAAGAUUGUAUUCUAUUCAGUCUAGACCUUCCCAUUCAUUUUUGUGGUAUACUCGUCAUCUGAUACUCUGCCUUGAGUCCCUUCAGUUUCUCUUUUUAUUUUGGUGGAAAGUUUCUUCUUUAGUCGCAUCUGUUCAGAGUUAAGUAUUUUGUAAUAAUGUCAAGACAGCAUCAAAUAUGUAAGCUCAAAACCAAAGGUUCAUACUCAUUUAUAAGUAAAACCUAUGAGAUCUGUCUUUGGUCCAUAAACUUUCUAAUAAUUUUUACUCUUGUAAUGCAUAUGUUAAAGUUCUAACUGGAAAAGGUCCAGCUUGAGGCAAGCCUUGGACACACAUCCCUUUUGUUGUCCAACUAUAUAAGUUUCAAAAUGUUUUGAGGGUCAUAGUUUUUCUUAGAAAAUGCUCCUCGCCUCUGUUGGGAUUUGUUUCUGUGUCAGAAUUCAACUUUAUUUGAGAAAGAAAUUGUACCUUUAUGUCAGAAAAAUGUGUUCAAAAUCUAUAAAUUUACUUCAUCGGACAACAAGUGCUCUUAUUUUGUUCCCAUUUUAAAUAAGGGAUUUUAUAUUGUGUGUGUAUACAACUACUGCAAAUGCCAACAGCUGGAUUAAAAUUAUGAAUAUCG